Pangasianodon hypophthalmus (striped catfish) is the source of this 4044-nucleotide messenger RNA. RefSeq names its product MARVEL domain containing 2a (gene marveld2a). The record is from RefSeq and is a predicted model, not a curated record. The coding region runs from base 388 to 3561 and encodes 1057 amino acids. NCBI's taxonomy places the organism in Eukaryota, Metazoa, Chordata, Actinopteri, Siluriformes, Pangasiidae. Gene Ontology annotation, cellular component: bicellular tight junction; cytoplasmic vesicle; apical plasma membrane. Gene Ontology annotation, biological process: bicellular tight junction assembly. The transcript is spliced from 17 exons.
GCUGGUUUCAGGGAAAAAAAAAUUUGCGAAGGUGUAAAAGCGUACGUAUAAUUUGGCUUGAGAGCGGUAAGGUAGGAGAGUUCACGUUUCGUUACUUAUUCAGGUUAAUAUUAUGUAUUUAAACUAUACUUUCUGUGAGUUUAUUGUCUCUUUUAAAGUACUUUCCCAGAGAAAGGAAAGGUUCACUUCUGGCCAACACCACUCAGUGCUACCUGCUAACUUGUUUAUUAUGGCGCGCGCUGCAUGAUGACUGGCUGUGCUUUGCUCUCUCUGCUAACGGGUUGUAGGCUGCAUUGCUGAAUUCCAGGAGCACAAAGGCUGUUCCCACUUACUUCAGCAAUAAAAUGUCUCUGUGUUAAUUAAUGGCCAGGUUAAACUGCAUUUCUGAUGUCCUCUAGUGGUGGUUCUCCUGGCCGCUUUGGGCGUGCCCAAAAUGCACCUCACUAUAACGAUGUGCCUCCAGGCUCGUUACAGAGGAGUAACGACCUCUAUAGUUUGCAACAUCAGAGAUCAUCGGAUUUGGCGCUGAGCUUGGACCCUCUGCCUCCUCCUCCUCUCCCUGACGAGCCUCCGAUUGGACCAGAGUUUGACCCUAGUGACACUGAAAACUGCGAUAAUCCAUCUGUUGACAUCAAACCUGUCCACCGCUUCAUUCCUGACUCGUGGAAGAACUUCUUUCGAGGGAGCAACAGAAGCAGCAAUAGCUCAGUGCCUGUAUCCAGUAAUUUGAACACCACCACAAAGGGCAUUAGGUGCUCUCCUCCUCAUUCGCCCUCAGCCUCAGGGUCAUAUAACGAUAAGUUUGGGGGCUCUGGAGGCAGCUAUCAUUCCCGCAUAGAGCAUGAAGCUAUGCUAGGAGAACAUCCAGAGUCGAUGGAUGGUCGCACUGCACACACCACUGCAUACACUGCUCUGACCUACAGUGAAAGAGUUGAGGAAUACCACCAGCGUUAUGCCUACAUGAAGUCCUGGCCAGGGCUGCUAAGAAUUCUUGGUUGCAUUGAGUUGCUCUUAGGGGCAGCCGUUUUUGCUUGUGUCUGUGCAUACAUUCACAAAGACAAUGAGUGGUAUAAUUUGUUUGGUUACUCUCAGCCUCAAAUGUAUGGUGGAUAUGGUGGUGUGUACGGCAUGUAUGGGGACACUUAUUACACAGGACCCAAGACACCUUUUGUCCUUGUUGUGGCGGGCCUGGCAUGGAUAGUGACUGUGAUAAUACUCGUGAUGGGCAUGACCAUGUACUACCGUGCUAUCCUUUUAGACUCAAACUGGUGGCCUCUUACAGAAUUUGCAAUCAACCUGGUUCUUGCUAUACUUUACAUGGCUGCUGGUAUUGUCUAUGUAAGAGACACAACACGAGGUGGACUGUGCUAUUACCCCGUUUUUAACAAUGGCAUUAAUGCAGCUUUCUGUCGCACUGAAGCUGGGCAAACAGCAGCUAUCAUUUUUCUCUUUGUGAGUAUGCUGGUGUACCUGAUAGGAGCUAUUGUGUGCCUGAAACUAUGGAGACACGAAGCUGCACGCCGCUACAGAGAGAAGUACGGCCAUGAGAUGCAGACAGAAUUACCUGUGGCUCGGCCUGUGGCUGGACUGAGGAUCCCAGAGCCUGUCCCCAUCUCUUCUGCUGCACCAGUUCACACAGAUGCUCCUGCACCUUCCAAGGCAAAAGUGGUUAAAGGACAUAUUCCACCUGGACACAUUCCCAAACCUGUGAUUGUGCCUGACUACCUAUCUAAAUACCCAGCAAUUCGAACUGAUGAGGAGCGGGACCAGUACAAAGCUGUCUUUAAUGACCAGUACUCUGAGUAUAAAGAGCUGCAUGCAGAGGUUCAUGCAGCACUGAAAAAGUUCGAUGAGAUGGAUAGCAUGAUGCGGAGUCUGCCUCGAAACCUGUCCAGCCAGGAGGAGUCCGACCGCAUAAACCGGAUCCUUCAGGUAUAUCAGCAAAAGAAAAAUGAUCCUUCAUUUCUUGAGAAAAAAGAAAGAUGUGAAUACCUCAAAAACAAACUCUCUCACAUCAAGCAUCGCAUUCAAGAAUACGAUAAGGUCAUGGCAUGGAAUGAUGCAAUGUCUUCCAAGCCGAAUGGGAGUCCACCUCCCUAUGAGUCUGAACAUGAAUACGAUAUGGUGCCACAACCUGCAUACUCCUAUUAUGCAGAUGAUGAAAUCCAACACUUCUAUCGCUGGAACUCGCCGCCAGGUAUCAUCAAAAUCAUGACGGUCAUCUGCAUCUUCCUGUGUGUUGGUGUUUUUGCAUGUGUGGCAUCCACUUUAGCCUGGGACACCUCUGGAAGUGUGACAGGCUUUUCUGGCAGCUACGGCGCAGGCUAUGGUGCAGGCUACGGUGGAAACUAUGCUGGAGGCUACGGUGGAGGCACUUCCUUUGGUGGAGGUUUUGGUGGUGGACCCUUCGCCUACGGCAUUCUGGGUUCACAAAACGAUCCGAGACAAGCAAAGGCAUUUAUGAUCACAAUGGCCAUCGUUACCUUCGCAACUCUGAUGGCGAUCUUUAUCAUUAUAAUCUCCCAUCAGCAUUGGGCACAAAGCAGGAAGUUCUACCUGAUUGUCAUCAUCAUUACAGCCAUCCUGGCUCUGUUAAUGCUCGUGGCCACUAUAGUUUACUUGGUUGGGGUAAACCCCAUGGCACAAACCUCAGGCUCAGUGAACUAUUACCAGGUACAGUCCCUCUGUGCCCAGUACCAGGGCCCUCAGCCUACAGAACUCAUGAUCAACCAGUACCUGUAUCACUACUGUGUCGUGGAUCCACAGGAGGCAGUCGCCAUUGUUUUUGGCUUCCUGAUCCUCGUUUGUCUUAUUAUCAUCAUGGUUUUUGCCAUCAAGACCCGCAAGAAGAUUAACGCUUAUGGGAAAGGGAAUAUCCUGUGGCGUAGAGAGAAACCUGUCGAAGAUCCUAACUCUCCUCAAGAUGUAGAGGAUUGGGUAAAUAAUGUUUCCGGUGAUCCAGAUCUUGUAAAUAGUGAGUUUCCUGAAAAGUUUGGAGGUUCGAGGGAGCACUUGGAUGACAACAGUACAAACUAUGACAGACCUCCUGACAGUAACAGCUUUUUGGGUGUGGAGCGCAAUGUUCCAGUACAGAAUUCAGUUCCCUACUACAGCAGUUCAGACAUGGGCAGCUCAGCAAGCAAGCCUAAGCACAAACGCGCAGGACGCCCCCGCCGUACUGACGGUAAAGACUACGACACGGACUAUGCAUCAUCUGGAGACGAACUUGAUGACGAAGACUUCUCCGGUGAGUUUCCCCCCAUUGCUGAUGAUCACGAAAGGGAGAAUUAUAAGCGUGAGUUUGACAGAGAUCACCAAGAGUAUAAGGGUCUGCAGGCCGAGCUGGAUGAAGUUAACAAGCGGCUAGCUGAGGUUGACCGCGAGCUUGACGAGCUUCAGGAGGGGACUCCGCAGUACCUGGAUACCAUGGACGAGUACAAUGCACUGAAGGAAAAAAAGCGGAGCGGUGACUACCGGAUGAAGAAGAAGAGAUGCAAGGACCUGAAGGCGAAGUUGAGCCACAUCAAGAGAAUGGUCAGUGAUUAUGACAGUAGAAGAUAAAAGCUUUUAGAGACUCUGGAAUGCCAGACUAGACUUCCUACUGAAUCCAUCUGAUGUCUGGUGUCGAAGUAUGGGAGUCGAUCUCUGUUACUGGAUAGCACACAAUUCAAGAGGAUUUAUGCAUUUUUACAUAAGCUUUUAUAUAUAUAUUUUUUUUUUGACCUGGAUUCUGUGAUAAACUCAGCUGUAUAAGUGUAGCUCUGUGUCAUGGUGAAGAAUUUUAAAGAGCCAUCAGCAUUUUUACCUGUUGGCAUAACCUGUACCAACCUCUUCUUUUAACUUAUUUAUACUUAAUGACCUUUCUGUUUGUUUUUGGGUGAAAAUGGCAACUUUUUUUUUAAACUUGGUUGGUCAUUGGGGACUCAGGUUUGCGUAUUCUGUUUUAAGUGUUGUAAUUUCAUAAUGUUGCAUGUAUUGCUUUUUAAACUUGUUUGUAUCUGUAAAUGUAUAGAUUUUACUUAUUUUUAUUAGAUAAAUAAACAU